This is a messenger RNA of Acaulospora colombiana, 340 nucleotides long. The record is from the annotation of a GenBank genome assembly. Lineage: Eukaryota; Fungi; Glomeromycota; Glomeromycetes; Diversisporales; Acaulosporaceae.
AUGAGCGGUUUAAGUAAUGAAAUAUGCAAAAAUCUCGUUUUAGCUGGAGUUGGUGCUAUUACGAUUAUUGAUCAUAAUACGAUCAUCGAAGAAGAUUUGGGUGCACAAUUUUUCGCGACGGCCGAAGAUGUUGGAAAAAAUAAAGCUCUGGCUUCGGCGGAUCGAAUUCAUCAAUUAAAUCCUCGUGUAGUAGUCACACCCGAUACAAGUAAUUUAAGCACUAAACCUGAUGAAUUUUUUGAAUCAUUUGACUUAAUAUGUCUCACUGAUAAAGAUCCUGAGACUAUGAUUCGAGUCGAUCAGAUCUGUCGUAAGUUUGAUAAGAUGUUCUACGCGGCUG